UCGGCGGCGUGUUCCUCUUUUCCCAACUUCCUAGCGUCCUGGCAGGUGGAGGCGGGCAGUUCACUCUCCAGUCUCUUGCAGCCGCCGAUCUAACCCUCGCGACUCUUGCUCCGCAGCCUCCCCCAGCUCCCGGGGCCGCAGCUGCGGGUGCACACCAGUGACCGAGCCAUGGCAGAGCGCGGGGAACUGGACCUGACCGGUGCAAAGCAGAACACUGGAGUGUGGCUGGUCAAGGUUCCUAAAUAUUUGUCACAGCAGUGGGCUAAAGCCCCUGGAAGAGGUGAGGUUGGGAAACUGCGGAUUGCCAAGAAUCAAGGAAGGACUGAGGUGUCAUUCACUUUGAACGAGGAGCUUGCAAAUAUUCAUGAUAUUGGGGGGAAACCAGCUUCAGUCAGUACUCCAAGGGAACAUCCAUUAGCCUUGCAGAGUGUUGGAGGACAGACACUGACCGUGUUUACUGAGAGCUCACCAGAUAAGCUGUCGUUGGAAGGAAUAGUGGUCCAGAGAGCUGAAUGCCGGCCUGCCGCCAGUGAAAGCUACAUGAGAUUAAAGAGAUUGCAAAUAGAAGAAUCAUCUAAACCUGUAAGGCUGUCACAACAGCUGGACAAAGUUGUGACAACCAAUUACAAGCCUGUUGCUAAUCACCAAUACAAUAUCGAGUAUGAAAGGAAAAAGAAAGAAGACGGGAAACGAGCGCGCGCUGAUAAACAAUACGUUUUAGACAUGCUGUUCUCAGCUUUUGAGAAGCAUCAGUAUUACAACCUUAAGGAUUUGGUGGACAUCACAAAACAGCCUGUGGGCUACCUGAAGGAAAUCUUGAAGGAAAUUGGCAUUCAGAAUGUAAAAGGGAUCCACAAGAACACGUGGGAGCUAAAGCCGGAGUACAGACACUAUCAAGCAGAAGAGAAGAGUGACUGAGACAGCCUCAGAGCUUCGGGCCACAUGCAACCCGAGACGGGACAGGCUGAAUUUUUUAAACCAGUAAUUCUUGAGAAGUUCCUUGAGUGUUUGUUUGUUUGUUUGUCUGUUUGUUUAAGGGAAAAAAACAAAUUUGGAACCGGAGCGCAGGAGCGGUUGUACAAUGGGUAGAGCGCUUGCCUUGCACACAGCUGACCCGGAUUCAAUCCCCAGCAUCUCAGAGGGUUGCCCCGAGCACCGCCAUGAUUGAUCUCUGAGCACAGAGCCAGGAGUAACCCCUGAGCAUCACCAGAUGUGGCCCUCCAAAACCAAAAAGUUUAAAAAGAAUUAUUUACAGAACUUACCUUGCAUUGAUCCAGAUUAUUUACAGUGAAAUUAGGGAUUGGUGGAUGAAAAACAUUUUGCCCCCCUUUGAAAUAUUUACUUCUAACCUGUAAAAUGAGGAAAUGUUUUCUAAAUGAGGACUCCACGUCCCUGUUUCUUCUCCAAAGGGCUGAGGUUGUCGCGAUCCUAAAUGAACAACACAACAAGAAGUGGUCAGUUGCAGGUCGGUUGCAGGCACUCUUAAGCUGAAUACAGAACCAAAGCUCCCUAAUUUGAAAGUGUCGAAGAACAAGGCAUUUAAUCGGGGGGCCUUGGGUGGCUUUAAUAGGUGAUCAUGUUUGAUGUUCAUAUUCCUUAGUUAGAGGAAAGCACUUACGUUUGUGCUAAGAAGUUUCCACAAAUUGUUGAUUAUACGGUAGUGACUAUGACAUGAGAAAUGAGGCAGAAAUCAUAGUCCGCUGGUAGUUCUUUUGUUAGCUUUAGAAAUGAAAUACUUUCCCAAAAAUUCAGAAGGGGUCUCCCCAGUCCAAGGUAUAAGCACUCAACACUGAUGGCCUCAGAGUUUUCUUGCCUGCCCUGCAGACUUCGGUCAGUCAGCCUGUAACCAUGGCAGCUCUCUGGGCAGCCCACAUCUUAGACACAAACCGUGUCAAAGCCUCGGGAUUAGAAAUGUUUCCUUUGUUUUCCUUAAUUUUAAAUAAAAGCGAUGCAAGUCCAUGGUUAAAGUUCUACCUAGCCCAAAAUUUGGCUGAAAUUGUACCCACAAACAUUACCAAAGCAAAAGAAAUUUUAGUAAACUGAGUCCAAUAAAAACCUGCUUGUUUGUUUUUUAA
Sorex fumeus (smoky shrew) is the source of this 2075-nucleotide messenger RNA. It is a transcript of the gene GTF2F2, whose product is annotated as general transcription factor IIF subunit 2. The coding region runs from base 169 to 918 and encodes 249 amino acids. Gene Ontology annotation, cellular component: transcription factor TFIIF complex. Lineage: Eukaryota; Metazoa; Chordata; Mammalia; Eulipotyphla; Soricidae. The transcript is spliced from 8 exons. The record is from RefSeq and is a predicted model, not a curated record. Gene Ontology annotation, biological process: transcription initiation at RNA polymerase II promoter; transcription by RNA polymerase II.